Anopheles arabiensis is the source of this 1063-nucleotide messenger RNA. RefSeq names its product MAPK regulated corepressor interacting protein 2. The transcript is spliced from 3 exons. The record is from RefSeq and is a predicted model, not a curated record. Lineage: Eukaryota; Metazoa; Arthropoda; Insecta; Diptera; Culicidae. The coding region runs from base 494 to 1030 and encodes 178 amino acids.
AGCCAUCAAACAGAAAAGAGGUGAAAUUUUAUUUUCGUUUUCUGUUUUACCCUCAAAAAGCGAAGGCAAAAGGACAGGGCAGGAAUACAGGCAGCAAAACGCGACACCCGCCUCGUAAGCAACCUGUACGGUGGCACGUUGUGAUUGCAUUCCGCACCCUCGAUUCCAAAGCAGCAGCAGCAUCAGCACUACCCAAACAAUUUCGGGUCGAACCGUGCAACCAGCAGCAGCAGCAGCAGCACCCCUCAUAUUCAUCAUCGUCAUCAUUAGCAACGCGCAAAACCCGUCCGCAAAGGGUGGACGGACGGAGGGACAGACGAACUCAAGAGGGUAAAAGCGCAUUCGUGUUUUGGGUGAACGCUGCACCAUCGUUUUUUGGGACUGCCAGAACUGGGGACGAUCGUGCUAAUCUACCGUACGGUACAGCUGAUAGGCACACCAGCACACCAUUAGGUUGGAGUCAUCCCGCUUUUCACCAAACGCUGACAAAGAGAUGGAUCGAAAUAUGGUACGGCAGGGAGGCAUGUCGAUGUCACCGGGCGUGAUGCGAAGACCGGGCGGCAUGGGCGGCCGGGAUAUGCAUCCACAGAAUCACGCCCCGUCCUACCAACCACAGCAAAACCUGGUGUCGGCCACGGCCGGUGCCAUGCUGAACAAUGGCGGCAGCAGUAAUGGGCCACCGCCGCCGUCGUCGGUGGCGCCUCCUUCGGCGAUGCAUCCGGUAAUGCACCCGAUGCAGCAGAACCAGCAGCAGCAGCAGCACUCACAGCAAGUGCACCAGCAGCAGCAGCAGCCACAGCAGCCACCGCAGCAAACCGCACAGAUUCAACAUUCGCAGCAUGACGAGCUCAUUCGAUACAUAAACGAAGCAUGGAAUAGUAUAACUACCGACAAGAGCCAAAAGGCGCCAGUAUUCUACAAGAGUGGCACGGAGCCGCGAUUGUCCGGAUUCACACCAUUCGAUCUGGAGCGCUGGUGGGGCCAGAGGAUGGUACAUCACAUCAACAUUGGCUCACACGGACACCAGUGAGUGGUGCACGCAAGUGUACGAACAGGGGAAUGG